AUGCCUCGACCAAUCAUGACGGCUCCAGUCCGGCUUGUCCGACUGCGCAAAUCGUCCACAUCGACGACGACUGCACCGUUCAAGCAGAUGUCGACAGCUCGUCAGCUAGCUAGAUGCUGCCACCAGUGCCGACCAGCCGGUGCUGUGCUCGUUUCCGCGCCCGCAAGAUGGCGGUCGUGUUCUGUCACGACGAUCUCGUCUGGUCCUUUCUUCUCGUCUUCUUCGGCCUCUUCGGCCUCGCAGCCACACCACCGCCAGCCCGCCUCCCUCUCCGACCAGCAGUACCACGAACUGGCCGACGAUUACCUCGACGACCUGCUCGUCCGCCUCGAGGAGAUGCAGGACGUGCGCGAGGACGUCGACGUCGAGUUCUCGGCCGGCGUCCUGACGCUCUCGUUUGCCGCCGACAGCACCGGCGCCGGUGCCCGCACCUACGUCAUCAACAAGCAGCCGCCCAACAAGCAGAUCUGGCUUUCGUCGCCGGUGUCGGGGCCGAAGCGGUACGACUGGGUGCUGACGGCCGAGGAUGCGGCAACGACGGCGGGCAACUGGAUCUAUCUCAAGGACGGGUCCUCGCUCAACAGCCUCGUCAAGGAGGAGAUCGGCGUGGACCUGAGCAACUGA
Molecule: messenger RNA, 624 nt
Organism: Grosmannia clavigera kw1407
Lineage: Eukaryota; Fungi; Ascomycota; Sordariomycetes; Ophiostomatales; Ophiostomataceae
Product: mitochondrial chaperone
Exons: 1
Coding region: 1-624 (207 amino acids)
Biological process (GO): iron incorporation into metallo-sulfur cluster; intracellular iron ion homeostasis
Cellular component (GO): mitochondrion
Molecular function (GO): ferric iron binding; ferrous iron binding; iron chaperone activity
Source: RefSeq, a predicted model, not a curated record